UUUUAAUUCACUUGAUUUUUAGAUUCACUUGAUAUAUAUUUGUUGAUCAUAAUUUUUAUCUUUACUUUCUUCUUCCUCUUCUUACCAAAUCUAGUAAAAAUUAGUCUCUACACGCCCUAAGUCAGAAUUGGCCCUAGGCAAAUAGUUCUCUGUAGCUGGGAUGCGUCUUAGGCCAGCGCUGUCCCUGGUAACAGCUUUAGUGAAACAACGCUUGCUUCCAUUUUCUCAGGCCACUUCCUGAGGGGCAUUAGCCUGUUUGGUAGUGAGGAAGCUGCUCUCCGGCCCCCACAUUCAGGUACUGCGGGCCGGGUCCCAGCCGAAGGCUCGGCGGAUCGGCCUUGUCAACCGCGCGCUGAAGCCCCGCCCCCAGACGGCUCGACGAACCGCCGCUUCCGCGACGUCCAAUGAGACUUGCCCGGAGGCGGGACCGGCCGUCGCUGAGGCCAAUCUAAUCGGUCAGGGGCGGGGCCGCGGCGGGUGGGAGCGGAGCGGCGCACAGCUGUCUCCCCGGGAGAGCCGGCGCGGGAGCGCGCAGGAGGCCUGGCGUGCGCGCGCCGCCGCCCCUGGCCGCGCAGCCCCUCGCCCUCCUCGCCCUCCUCGCCCUCCGGGUGGUGGCACCGUCCCCCCCACUCUCCCGCCGCCGCCCGGACCGGGGCUCGGGGUACGGGCGGGGGCAGGGCGGGAGCCGCGGGGCGAGCGCCUGAGGUGCCUGGAGAGCCAUGGAGUUGAGCAGCAAGAAGAAGCUGCAUGCCCUGUCCCUGGCUGAGAAGAUACAGGUGCUGGAGCUCCUGGAUGAGUCCAAGAUGUCCCAGUCGGAGGUGGCCCGGCGCUUCCAGGUCUCCCAGCCCCAGAUCUCACGCAUCUGCAAGAACAAGGAGAAGCUGCUGGCAGACUGGUGCAGCGGCACCGCCAACAGGGAGCGCAAGCGCAAGCGGGAGUCCAAGUACAGCAGCAUCGACGAGGCUCUGCUCUGCUGGUACCACAUCGCCCGGGCCGAGGCCUGGGACGUGACGGGGCCCCGGCUGCUCCACAAGGCCAAGGAGCUGGCCCACAUCAUGGGCCAGGACUUUGUGCCCAGCAUCGGCUGGCUGGUCCGCUGGAAACGCCGGAACAACGUGGGCUUCGGGGCCCGCCAUGUCCUUGCACCUCCGUUUCCCCCUGAGCCACCUCCUCCUUCAGGCCUCACGUCCCAGACCCAGCUGCCUCUUUCCCUUAAAGACUUCUCCCCAGAGGACGUGUUUGGUUAUGCUGAAGUGCCCUUGCUGUAUCGGGCAGUGCCUGGCAGAGUGGGCACAGGUGAUCGAGUACAGGUGCUGCUGUGCGCCAACGCCAGGGGCACAGAGAAGCGGCGGGUACUGGUCAGUGGGCUCCAAGCUGCACCAAGGUGCUUCUUUGGGGUCAGCAGCGAGGCUCUUCCUGCUUCCUACCACCCUGACCUGGGCAUCCCCUGGUCAGAGUGGUUGGCACAGUUUGACCGGGACAUGGGGAGGCGGGGCCGACAGGUCGCCUUGCUGCUGGCUGCCCAAACGGCGGAGAAGUUGGCAGGCCUGUCUGGGCUCUGCCAUGUGAGGCUCCUGCCUCUUUCUACCGCCAGCACCGCACGUUCCCUGCCCAGCUCUGUGGUCCGGGCCUUCAAGGCCCAUUACCGGCACCGUCUGCUGGGCAAGCUGGCAGCUGUCCAGAGCGAGAGGGCCGGCACUUCGCUGGCUGAGGCCGGGGCAGGCAUCACCGCGCUGGACACUCUGCACAUGGUGGCGGCUGCCUGGGCCAAGGUGCCUCCCCCGUCCAUCGUGAGCAGCUUCACUCGGGAAGGGCUGGCUCCCUGCAGAGCGCCCCUGUCCCCGGACAAAGCCUCUGCGAUGCCCCCGGUGCCCUGCGGCCUGAGCCCCGAGGACUUCUCCCGCUUCGUGGACCUGGAGGGUGAGGAGCCCGUGUCCGGAGUGUGCAAAGAGGAGGUGGACACUGAAGACGAGGGGCCUGGUGAGGGCGGCUUCGAGCCCCUGCCCACCAAAGCCGACGCCCUCCGGGCCCUGGGCACGCUGAGGCGGUGGUUUGAGUGCAAUGGCGCCUCCCCGGAGCUGUUUGAAAAGUUCUAUGCCUGCGAGGAGGAGGCGGAGCGGCUCUGCUGCCUGUGAGGGCCCCGCUGCUCUCCCGUUUCCCAUGGAAACGCCCUCAGAUGCAGAGGGGAGGCUGGUCUGUUUCCCAUGGAAACGGGCUUUUGUGAAAGGUGAAAAGGAAGGCAGGUUGGGAGACCGAGUCUAAGCUCUGAACAAGUUCUCAGCCCAGGGAAGAGGGACCCCGGGGCCUGACGCCAGGCGGGUAGUUUCUGAACCUCUUCACAGACAGGCUUCACAGACAGGCUGAUGCCUUGAACUCUCUGUGUUUAAAACAGUUCUGCUUCUGAAAAUAAAGUUUUUAACGAGGAAAGAGGCCAGGGUGUAAUUUUCAGGGGAGAAGGAUGGAAACUUGGAACUCGGAUUUUUAUUUUAAUCCUCACCUGAGGAUAAGUUUAUUGAUUUGAGAGAGAGUAGCAUUGAUGAGAGAGGAACAUUGAUCUGUUGCCUUCUGUAUUCUAAAUAGACAGGAAAUGUUAGUUUAGGGGUAGAGGGAGAUUGAGACAAAGGAAGACCAUGACAUAUUUUAUAUUUAAAAAAAAAUCUAAUUCUAGUUGCGGUAUGGAAAAGUGGGAAGGUGGGGAGCAAAAGUGGAAACCCGAAAACCGAGUCAGGAAGCUGCUGAGUUGGUGGGACUUCCUCAUGGAUAGGGCAUCAGGUGUGAAGGGGUGAGAGGAGCCGAAGAGGACUAUUUCCAACAGAUCAAGUUUUUUAAAAUCAAGGUCAAGGCAGUUCUAUUCAAUUUCGCAGGUACUGCCACGUGCAAAGUAAGGGAUGGCAAAAAACAUUCUGUACAUUAUUUCACUCCUUUACAAGCCUGUAACGGACACCCCUGUGUUCAGAAGGCAUACAAGGCUCCAGGGCGAAGGUGAGUAAGGCACAGUCCCUGUUCUAGAGGGAGAGAUAGCAAGUGACCGACUACAUGUCAGUAAUGUGGCUUAAACGAAUUGAUAUUUAUAAAGUGUUUUCUACUUGCCAGGCACUAUUUUAUUUUAUUUAUCUAUAUUGUUGGGGGUAUACCAGGCACUAUUUUGGGACACUCUGCAUUGUCAUCAUCAGUCUUGAGAAGACGCUGAACUGGAUGCAGAGCCCAGAGGCAGAAAGAUGGGUCCUGUCUUCUUAUAUCUCUGCAUUCUGCUCCAAUUCCUUCCCAUCUGCCUUCAGUUCUCUUCUACUGUGACAGUUCGUUGGAUUUUUUUUUUUUCAAAUAGCCAUAAUAAUUUUUAUACUGUCUUUCUUUUAAUUCUUUUUAUGCAUGGUUACUUUACAUUCUAUAUCUGAUAAACCUAAUAUCGGAAAUGCUUGGGGGCUAAAUCUGCUGUGGGUUUUUUGUUCUGGUGCUUUAGUUCAUAGUGGCUUUUUUCCCAGUGGGUCUGGUAAUUUUUCUAGUGGGAAUUUUUUUCGUUGGUUGCACUUUGUCUCAGGAAAACCUCAAGAUCCUGAUUCAGGCUGCUCGCCUUUCAAAAAAUUGUAGUUGCUCCAACCAGGCACAAGGGGGCGCUGGCACCACGAUAGAUUAAUUUCUGGGAGGAAGGUGUCCCAGCCCUCAGGUACCAUAAGGUGAAAGUACAGGCGUGUGGUUGGUUUCUGGUUCACCCGGGAGCUGAUCUUAUUCUUAAUUUCCCCCCACCACACACAGAGAGACAUAUUUCUUUGUAGGUUCCCCUUACUGGUGGGUGGAAGUUUUCUGGUCUCUGCUUUUGCUAAAAGUGUAGCCCCUUCCAAAUCUUGACUUAAUUUAUGAGACUUGGGUUCAGCUGGGACUCACGGUCUAUGUAGUCUUCUGUGUGGUUCUUUAAUCUUCAAGGUCAUGGUAUUAGCGUUUGCCCCAAGGAGACAACCUGGUUUACGCUCAUUCUGUCGUUUGAAGGGGUCCUUGGGAAGUUCCCGCACCAUUGGCAGAAUUAGUAAUGGUUCUUAAAUGGCGCCUGUUGUAUUGGGUCUGGAGUCUAGGCGCUUAAUGAUAGCAGGAUCCACAUAAAGUCUAGAGCGCUGGCCUGACAGAAGGGAAGUCGGGAAGAAUGGUUUUCUUUCAUUCAUUCAUUCACUUGUUCAAAAUUAUUUACUGAGCACCUCUGUAUGCCACCUAGAGUCAAAGUCACUGCUUCGUGGAGCUCGUAGUUUAGAGAAGAGACAGUUAUAAUCAAAGAGCACACAACUGGGAGUAUAUAAUUGCAGAAUGCAAGGACAGACAGCUAAAUCUGCUGUGUGUUUUUUGUACUGAUUUUUAAUUCGAUGGUGGCAUUUCCCCCCGUGGGUCUGGACAUUUUUGUUGUGGGAAUUUUUUCCCUGUGGUCUGGUAAUUUUUGCUGUGGGAAUUUUUUUGAUUGGUUGCACUUCAUCUCGGGAAAACCUCAAGAUCAUUGUAAGCUAAGCAACCAAGAGAAGGCGAAUGCUCAGAGUGAGCCUUGUAGACUGGAAGGAGCUUGCUCUGACUCGGAACAACAGGAAGCUGUCAAGGGGGACAAAAGGAGUAGGGUGACUUGAUCAGAACGGCAUUUGAAAAGUUAUUGUUCGGAUUCAGGAUGGGACCAGGGCUGUGGCACAGCACACCUCGCUUUAUUGCCCUUCACAGAUGUUGCACUUCUUACUAAUUGAAUGUAAGAUGCAUCACCAGCAAAAAGAUAGGACUUGCUGAAACCGGUUUGGCUCAGUGGAUAGAGCGUCGGCCUGUGGACUGAAAGGUCCCAGGUUCGAUUCCGGUCAAGGGCAUGUGCCUUGG
Pipistrellus kuhlii (Kuhl's pipistrelle) is the source of this 4836-nucleotide messenger RNA. RefSeq names its product tigger transposable element derived 3 (gene TIGD3). The transcript is spliced from 2 exons. Gene Ontology annotation, molecular function: DNA binding. NCBI's taxonomy places the organism in Eukaryota, Metazoa, Chordata, Mammalia, Chiroptera, Vespertilionidae. The record is from RefSeq and is a predicted model, not a curated record. The coding region runs from base 720 to 2135 and encodes 471 amino acids. Gene Ontology annotation, cellular component: nucleus.